CAAUUAAUAAGGCUUCAACUGAAUCUAUAUUUAUAUGAACUCCAUAAUUACGAUUUGGAUGGAGCAGGACAGGAAACGACCUUGUUGUGUACAUGUACUGCACAAUAUAACUUACUCUGCACUCGUUUUUACCGCGAAUUGCUUUCUGGGUUAACAAAAGAAACGGUUUAAUUUGCCAGGAUUCACAUUAGGUUUAAACCUUAGUCAUGAUGUUACUUAGAUGUGUUAUUAAAUUUUGCAGAUCCAUCAGGCUUGUCCCAGCCAUGCGAAUUCAUAGCCUCAUCCAUAGCUACUCAAACGUUAGGAAUUUGAAUCGACUAUUUCUUAGUCUUUCAAUAUUGUGCAUUAUAAGUGUUUGUUACUUUGGACACAUGAUAUACAAAAGUAACAUCUACACAUGUAGCAAAGACUAUGGAUAUUCCAAAUACAAGUUUGACAAUUUAGACAAUAUAACAAUUAGUCCCGUUAACAUUCACCCAUUUAAGUUAAAACUUUUACCAGAUUCCUUGUGUGAUGCAAUUCCGGAGGUAUAUCUUCUAGCUGUGGUAAAGUCUGCUACUAAAAACUCUUAUAAAAGACAGUGUAUCAGAAAGACUUGGGGAAAAGAAAGUAACUCAGAGAAUAGGAGACUCAUUUUUAUCCUGGGAUACAAUGAAGAAGACCAGAAACAUGUAGAAUCUGAGUCUAAACAAUUUAAUGACAUUGUCCAAGAAAAUUUUCAGGAUGGAUAUUGGAGCAACACGUACAAAAUGGAAAUGGCUUUUAACUGGAUAACAAAACAUUGUGGUAAUGCUAAAUAUGCUGUGUUUGUAGAUGAUGAUAUGUAUCUAAAUGUGCCAAAUACUAUAAAAUAUCUUCACUCAGUGGAUGAGAGAAAAGUGGAGAAUCUUUACAGUGGGCUCCUGGUGGAAGAACCAUUUCCCACACGGGAUUACUUUAAUAAGCAUUACAUUUCCCGACAAGACUAUCCACUGGAUUGUUUUCCUCCAUACAUACCAUCAGGAACAGUAUUUUUCAGCAAGGCUGUCAUCCAAAAAAUUCAAAAACUCAUUCCUCAUAUUCCCCAUUUUCGAGAGGACGAUGUCUAUCUAGGCAUGGUUGCUCAAAAAGCUGGAGUUACACCAUCAAAAAUUAAUUUUCUCAUUGGACUAGGUGAUAAUAGAUCAGAUCUCAAGUUUUUGCCUUGCUUGAUUUCUGAUCAUGGAUACACCACAUUAGAAAUGUUUCAAUCGGCUUAUAAUGAGACACAUUCCAAAAAUUUAACAAUUGAAAAAAUCAUGGAGGUAUGCAUACACAGCAGCAAAGCAAAGGAGUUGUGAAUUAUAGUUAUAUUAGCCUUAAUUUAUUUAGUGAAUGUUUUACACAUGACAUCAUUAUAUCAUAAAGCUAAUGAGUUGUGAGUGACUACCAUUAAUUUAUUCAGUGAAUAUGUUUUAUACUUGGCAUCAUGAUAUCUUGGAAGAUAAACAUGGAUUUGGUUUGUGAGAUUUAAACAACAUCAGACUGACAAAUGAACUCGAUAAAUUCCAUCGAACAGUCUAUAUCAUCCCAAAGAAAUCGGCCAUCAUGAUUCCUCAUGUAGACACAGUUCUGGUUCCCAGUAGCAUUAUCUGGUUGCCCUGGUAACCAAAAAUCUGACCCAUUUAGUGGUUGUUGUGAAUGACUCCAAAUAAAGUGUCCGUCUGACUGUAUGGUCAAUCCAAUCCAGAACCAAAAGUAGGCAAAAUCUGCAAUGAAGAAAAUAGAGGAGUAAUAGGGAGGGGUUUCAGCAUCGUCGCAAACCAUGACCAAAAUGUAUGACCUUCUCCUGAGAGCUAUAUGCAGACUCCGGACCAUGGCUUGAGAUGAUGGGAUUUCAAAAAUGAAAAGCAAAGUUGGAGUAAAGCUAAUUAUGUGUGACAUUUGGGUGUAAGAUGUGUAUAAACUAUAGUUUUUGUAAUGUAUUGUGUGUGUGUGAGUGUGUGUGUGUGUAUUCAAUGAUGCAAAUAAACUAAACUAAAUAAUUUUUAUUUUUCUUACUUCAUCUGCUUCAAUGUCAGCAUUUUUAUAUUAGUUUAUGAUUUGAAUACAUUAAGUCAAUUCCAUACAAGUGAAUAUUUAAAAUGAAGAAAAAAAUUAUUGAAUUUGGGCUCAACUACUAAAGUACAAGGUCAGAAGGUCAAGGUCAACAAUAAAUGUCAAUAAUCCCACAUGUAAAAAUAACUUUUAUAAUUUUUAUUGAAUAACUGUAGUCUUCAUUACAUAGAGAGAAAAUG
Molecule: messenger RNA, 2255 nt
Organism: Saccostrea cuccullata (small rock oyster)
Lineage: Eukaryota; Metazoa; Mollusca; Bivalvia; Ostreida; Ostreidae
Product: beta-1,3-galactosyltransferase brn-like
Exons: 2
Coding region: 207-1319 (370 amino acids)
Cellular component (GO): Golgi membrane
Molecular function (GO): UDP-glycosyltransferase activity; hexosyltransferase activity
Source: RefSeq, a predicted model, not a curated record